CUUAUAUUUAUGCCUCAAUGUCUAAGUUUCGUAUCUUCGUUGUGUAAUUAAAGAAGUUGCUCACUCCCAGGCGGGAAAGUUUUGGAAAGUUGAGUCCUCAAUUCAAUAACGUACCAAGAUGGCUGAAGCUGAUCUUGAAAACAUGAAAAUGGAAGAGUAUGCUGCCCAGUUUUUUGGAUUCACACCAAAGUCAUUCUGUAAUGGAGUGUUCAACGCCAUGAAUGACUACAUCAUAGAAUGUAUGAAAGCAGUAGAAACCUACCUCACUGAGAAGUGCAGUGACUCGUUGUCUGAGGAUCAAAUUGAAACUGGUACUAAUUUGAUCCUGCAUCAGUACAUGGACACCUUCAACAGGACUUUCGAACGUUUUGAAUCUUAUGUUUCAAAGAAUAUCUUGAGUAUUCCACCCUAUAUUCUGCUAAAUGAAGAUACCCCGCAAAUGAAUCAAUAUACCCAACAAGAAGAAUCUCUCCUCGAUGCAGAAAUUGAUGACUUAAAAAUGAAAGUCUGGGCGCUAAAAGGCGCUAAUGCAAAACUCCGUAAUUGCCUCUCUGAGAUGGAGCAAUCUUCUAAAGAUGUGGAUUUAGCUACUGCAAGGUUAGCAGCAUUACAGGACUUAAUGUCAAAGUCAGGAGUUUCGCACCCUCAUGAGAGCUUGCAGUUAACAUACGAGAACAUAGAGAAAGGAAAGAAACUGAUUGAGAAAUUAGUUCAAGAAUCCGAAGAAAUGGCUAAUCCUAGGACCUUUACUUGAUUCUUUGCAUUGGCGGAUCCUGAAGGUGCACAGCAACCUUGGAAAUGUAUCAGUGUUGGUAGUUGGAUAUUUGGAAACAGCUGUUGCAAGAAGAGAAACAUCCGAGUGAAUAUUGAAACUUUUCACUUUUGCUUUCAAGAAGCAUUUUGUUAUUAUAUUUUUUAUUUUUUUUUUUAGCUUUUGUUUGUUUUUUUUCUUUAUUAGUUUGGCUGAUAGAAACCUGUGGCACUUCCUGGCGUUACUUUUCACUGUUUUUUUUGUUUUUUUGUUUUUUUUUUGUUUUUUUUUUCAACAUUUGUUAUCUUUUCUUUUUUGUAUCCAUUCAAGCAGAAUUGAUAUAAUGAGGGUAACAGGGUUAACAAUAUUGUAAACAAGUUCAAUUCCUACCAUGUUUUGAGUUUUUGGAACAUCAGAAUAAAUUGAAUAGUUUGAGGAGGACCUUAGUGUGAGGUUUGAUGAUGAUGAUGGCCAGGACAUUUUCCCAUGGUAAUUGGACUUGCAGAGCAAUAAAGAAAAGCUUUGAGGGGUUUUAUUGUUUGCAGUUUUCAAAGUAAGCUAAACAGCAAAUGCUGUGUGUGUGUGUGUAUAGGAAAGCCUUUUACUUAAGCAGCUGGCCAUUUUUGGUUGAGGAGUGAUUAAGAUUCUUCAAAGUUGUUAGGCCUGUUAAUCUCAUUGGUUACAGUUUUGAUAACCCAGAGCCUGUCCAAUGCAUGGAAGUACCUUAGUUUUCAUAUCAUGGCAACCCUAUAGAGUGGGUAAGGUUUUUUUUUGUUUUUUUUUUUGCUCUAAUGGGACUAAUUAAAUUGAUACUGUUAAUAUUGUUACUCCUGCAAGUUAAAUGCCAUCGGGGAAAAAAAAACUGAAGUAGGGAGGAAAUUCAAUUGGAGGAGUGAAGUGGUUUGAGGGAGGGAUUAGACAAUGUGGGUGAUGAGUCUUUGCUAAAUUUGCUUUAUAGCCAAAUUGUUGUAGGUCUGGGAACUUUUUUAACCAAUUACCCUAAAAUAUAUCUAUUUAUGCCAAUGUUACCCACUUUAUUUGAAA
Octopus sinensis (East Asian common octopus) is the source of this 1795-nucleotide messenger RNA. Its product is annotated as protein MIS12 homolog. Gene Ontology annotation, cellular component: chromosome, centromeric region; nucleus. NCBI's taxonomy places the organism in Eukaryota, Metazoa, Mollusca, Cephalopoda, Octopoda, Octopodidae. The transcript is spliced from 8 exons. The record is from RefSeq and is a predicted model, not a curated record. The coding region runs from base 119 to 754 and encodes 211 amino acids. Gene Ontology annotation, biological process: mitotic sister chromatid segregation; mitotic cell cycle; protein localization to kinetochore.